Molecule: messenger RNA, 723 nt
Organism: Kwoniella mangroviensis CBS 8507
Lineage: Eukaryota; Fungi; Basidiomycota; Tremellomycetes; Tremellales; Cryptococcaceae
Exons: 6
Coding region: 1-723 (240 amino acids)
Molecular function (GO): protein binding; fatty-acyl-CoA binding
Source: RefSeq, a predicted model, not a curated record
AUGACUGAUAGGGCAGCAUCCGGGGAGAAGGAAUUCAAUGCUGCCUCUACAUGGUUAUCAUCCGCUCCAUCUGCCGCAGCUUUACCAAAUGAAAUUAAGCUGGAGCUUUACGGAUUAUUCAAAUACAUCAACACACUAGCUGGACCUACCGGAAGUCGUCCUUCAAUCUUUUCACCCGCUCCUCGAGCCAAAUAUGAUGCUUGGGCUGCUCAGUACACCAAAUAUUCUUCCAAAGGAGAUGAGGGGAAGCAGUUGGCUCAACAGCGCUAUAUAGAAAUUGCUUUGCAAAUCGGCUGGUCUAAUAAUGUACCCAACGACGAGGAGGAUGACGUAGAUCUAGAGAAUCUAGAUGAUGAACCUAUACGGAACAAGGGUAAAGGUCGAGAUGAUAACCCAAUAGGUGGUGUCAAAGUUAGCGUCAUGUCUGGAGACAUGGAUGAAGAUGAUCAUGACACUCAUCCUCUUCACCUCGCGGUAUCAGAGAAUGAAGUGCCAAAAGUAGAAUCACUGUUGAAGCAGGAUAAAUCGUUGGUACAUCUCAGAGACGAGUUUGGGUAUACCCCGCUUCAUUUAGCAGCUGAUCGAGGGCACAUUGAAAUGACUAAGCUCCUCCUUCGUCACGGAGCGGAUAAGGAAGCAGAGGAUGGAGACUCCCAGACUCCCUUACAAUUGGCGGAGAUCUCUGGCAGAGAUGAGAUUGUAGAACUGCUGAAACCGAUAUAA